UUAAAUAAAUAACUCAGUUAAUAUCGCUGAUUUUAUUAAUUUAAAAUAUUGUUGUUUAUUUGAUUGUGCUUAAAAAAUAUUUUAAUAUCAAACAUGACGAGAAGUAAUUUUGACAUUGUUUAAUAAGAUAUUAAUAAUAAAAAAUCAGCUAUAUUGACAAAAAUCUUAUCAAUAUAAGAUACUUCGAGGCCAACUAUCAGUACUUGAAUUUACCGAUUAUUGUGUAUACAUUAUACAAAUUAUAUAUUAAACUUCUGGAAGAUCUUGCUUAUGAGCUCGAUUUUAGUAUAACUUAUGCUCAACAGAACCAAUUUAUUCCAUCUUAUAAUAUGUACAUAAAUACAAGUUUUUAAAUUUUACUCAGUGUUAUAAAUAAUUGGAUGGAAAAUAAAUUAUCAAAAAGAUCUUCAGAUUAUAUUUGUUAGGUUUUUUUCCUGAAAUAACUUUAUCUAUUAAUUUAUCAACGUAAAUUCAAGUGUUAUCAUUUUACACGAGAGAACCAAUUAACAAAAAGAGGAUAUGAUAAAUGUUACAAUUGCAAAAUUUUCUACGGUGAUAAUAUAUUCUCGUCAACAUGAGCUUCAUUACAUAAUAAACUUUGAGAGUAGUUAGUGAACUAUAAAGAUAUCUGCUCGUAAAAAAUAGUAAAAGUAUCACGUAUUAAACGAGCACAUAUUUUAUUUUAUAAUUAACAAUACAAGAAACUCAAAAUGAAAGUAGCAGUUGUCGGAGGUGGAAUAGUCGGAUUAACAACAGCUAUAGAAUUGAACAAAUACUUGAGAAAUAGUGAUAUAACUGUAGUAGCAGCAGACUAUGACGAUAUUGUGAGCUAUGUAGCUGCAGGUCUUUUCAGAGUUGGACAUUCAUACUCUGGACCAACUGAAGAAAUAACAAAAAAAUGGAUAAGUGACUCCUAUUCAUAUUAUGAUAACAUACGUAACAACUAUAAACCUAUUCACUCUGGAAUAACUCAAAGUGCAAUUUAUAUGUAUUCAAAUUCUAAUGCUGACGUUGUUAAGAAUCCAUUAAUGGAAUCAGUAGUUCCUAUUUAUAGAAAUAUAAAAGAAGAUGAAUUUAACCUUGUUGGUGGAAAAUGGUCUUAUGGUUCUUAUUACACAACAUUAAUAAUCCAAAGCAAAUAUCAUCUUCCAUGGGUCAAGAACCAAUUAAAAGAAAAAGGAACAUCAUUUGUUACAAAGAAACUGGAGUCUUUGAAAGAAUUAGUUGAUGAUUAUGAUUUAAUAUUUAACUGCUCAGGAUUAGGAGCACGGAAGUUAUGUAAUGAUCGAAAAAUGAUUCCAAUUCGAGGACAAGUUAUUCGAGUGCAAGCACCUUGGAUAAAAGCAGUAUAUUAUGGAGAAUUAGAUACAUACAUAAUUCCUGGUGUUGAUGGUACCUGUACCCUUGGUGGCACACGUAAUUUUGAAUCAACAAGAACAGCAGUUUGUCCAUAUGAAGCUGAAUCUAUACGUGAAAGGUGUGAAGAAAUGCUUCCAUCGUUAACUAUGGCAAAGACUUUGGACUAUGCUGUAGGACAUCGACCUCAUAGAGAAGGUGGAGUGAGAGUUGAAGUUGAAAAAAUAUCCAAUGAUCGUCGCAAAGUAAAUGUAGUUCAUAAUUAUGGACAUGGUGGAUAUGGAGUCACAACUGCACCUGGAACUGCUAAAUAUGCUAUUGAACUUGCUCGAGACUAUCAUAAAAUUUCAGGUUCUAAAUUAUAGAUUUUUUAUUAAAAUAAACAUGAAUAAUUACUCUAUUAAAGAAUCGAACGAAAAGUUAGCAUAACACCAGAAUUCAUUGGCAAGAUUGUUUUUAUGUUGAGGUUUAAAUUUGCAUUUUUUAACGUUUAAUAGUUUUUCAACUAAGCCUGCCAUAGUUGCACCUAAUAAAAAAAAUAAGCUAUGCUAAAAUGAUUUCUCUUCCAUUGGAUCAUUAUUAUAUCAUACAUUUUGGUGAAUAAUAUUACCUGUACAAAUAAAGAUAUAUUUUUUGGAUAAAAA
This is a messenger RNA of Chelonus insularis, 2000 nucleotides long. It is a transcript of the gene Daao1, whose product is annotated as D-amino acid oxidase 1. The transcript is spliced from 4 exons. The record is from RefSeq and is a predicted model, not a curated record. Gene Ontology annotation, cellular component: cytoplasm. Gene Ontology annotation, molecular function: D-amino-acid oxidase activity; FAD binding. NCBI's taxonomy places the organism in Eukaryota, Metazoa, Arthropoda, Insecta, Hymenoptera, Braconidae. The coding region runs from base 711 to 1721 and encodes 336 amino acids. Gene Ontology annotation, biological process: D-amino acid catabolic process.